Messenger RNA from Gloeophyllum trabeum ATCC 11539, 949 nucleotides. Its product is annotated as zf-U1-domain-containing protein. The transcript has 6 exons. Gene Ontology annotation, biological process: spliceosomal snRNP assembly; mRNA 5'-splice site recognition; mRNA splicing, via spliceosome. Gene Ontology annotation, cellular component: U1 snRNP; nucleus. Lineage: Eukaryota; Fungi; Basidiomycota; Agaricomycetes; Gloeophyllales; Gloeophyllaceae. Gene Ontology annotation, molecular function: pre-mRNA 5'-splice site binding; zinc ion binding. Bases 52 to 699 code for a protein of 215 amino acids. The record is from RefSeq and is a predicted model, not a curated record.
GUCCUUUCAUUCGGUUCGUUGUGGUCGUCUACACCAAGUCUACACUGUACCAUGCCUAAACACUACUGCGAUUACUGUGAUGUCUUCUUGACUCACGACUCGGCUUCGGUGCGUAAAGCCCAUAAUAGCGGGCGUAAUCACCUUGCAAAUGUUCGGGACUACUAUGCCUCCCUCGGUCACGACAAGGCGCAGAGUAUAAUUGACCAGAUCACAGCCGCCUAUGAAUCGAGCGGUGGACCUCCGCCUGGUGGGUUUGGGUUUGGGCCGCAGCACUUGGGGCCACCUGCGCCGUUCGCUGGCCCCCCUGGCUUCGGCGGCCCCCCUCCAGGUUUCGGGGGGCCUCCCCCCGGUUUCGGUGGACCCCGGCCUCCCUUCCCUCCCGGGCCUGGUUUCCCGCCUAUGGGUGCACCUGGUGCACCUCCAUUCCCUCCAAGUAUGCCUCCCCCAGGAAUGGCCGGCCCUCCCGGCGCAGGACCACCUCCGUUCGCACCGAAUGCUCAAGGUCUUUCAGGCGGUCCUCCUCCCUUCCCUCCCAAUUUUCAAUCGCCCCCUCCUGGCCAAGGACCUCCGGGUGGGAACUUCGGUAACGCCCCAUUUAAUGGACCAGGUCAGUCACAGGGCCCACCUUCCGCUUCGAGUGGACCUCCUGGCCCGGGCGGUAUACAUCCUGACCGUCUCAGAAUGAUGAACGGGAGGUGAAGUAUUACGUGGCGGGUGCAUUCCUUCUCAUCCACCCUUUGAGCCUGCGGUGCGCUCCUACAUUGCGACCUUGCAAGCUUAACGACGUGCAAUUUCUUGAUAUCUUCACAGGAUAGUAGUGAGUCUCAUGUCGGCAGGUAAAUGGUUUUAUGACAUGCGGUGAAUAAAAGUCGUAUAUUUCCUGUCUUAUUUCUUUCCAUAUUGAUAUCCACUGCGGCACUUGGCUCGUAGUCGGGCGAUUGUGGAUGUC